This is a messenger RNA of Acanthocheilonema viteae, 618 nucleotides long. NCBI's taxonomy places the organism in Eukaryota, Metazoa, Nematoda, Chromadorea, Rhabditida, Onchocercidae. The record is from the annotation of a GenBank genome assembly.
AUGUAUUACCAACGAUGGUUAUGCUUGCAGUGGUGGUUAUUCUUUUUAAUUAUUACUGUAUUAGGUGAUCUUUAUGAUUUUCAUUAUCCGUCAUCAUCACUAUCAUCAUCAUCAUUAUCAUUAUCAUCAUCGUCAUCAUCGUCAUCAUCAUUAUCGUCGCCAUCUUAUCUUCGAAGAUUAGCCAACAGAGACGGUUUAAUUCGUGAACGUGAUGGAACGCAUAGAAUUAUGAAAAUUUAUCAUUAUGAUAAUUUAACUGAUUGUGAGAGCGCAUGCGAAAUUCCGUGUGGUACAACUUACGUGAUCCGUAAUGAUAUCGAUGAACGGCGACAAUUUAUUUGUAUGCAACGUAAAACACCUGUUGUUUCAUCAUUCAUUAAUAUUAGCACUACCGGCAUCAUUCCAUUUAUAUUAGCUGCUGCAGUGAUAUUAUGUUGUUUAUUGCUAAUUACCUGUUGCUGUUGCAUGCGUUGCGGUUCUGCAUGUUGCCAAAAAAUGUGCCAUUCAAGAAAUUCAUCAAAUGAUCCUUUGGUGAAUGGUGAAUUUAGGGAAACGCUCGAUUCAAAGGAUAUUGGAUAUUUAAGAAAAGAAGCUGACAGGAAGAUUAUUACUGUAUAA